Messenger RNA from Cottoperca gobio, 1095 nucleotides. It is a transcript of the gene tmem120ab, whose product is annotated as transmembrane protein 120Ab. NCBI's taxonomy places the organism in Eukaryota, Metazoa, Chordata, Actinopteri, Perciformes, Bovichtidae. Gene Ontology annotation, biological process: fat cell differentiation. Gene Ontology annotation, cellular component: membrane. The coding region runs from base 1 to 1020 and encodes 339 amino acids. The record is from RefSeq and is a predicted model, not a curated record. The transcript has 12 exons.
AUGCCUCAAGGUUUAAAAGACGUUGUGGAGGAGUGGACAUGUCUGGAUGAAGAGUAUCAGGAACUUAAGGAGACGCAUAGAAUGUACUUACAGAAACUGGAUGAAAUUUCCAAACUACAAAACAACUGCUCUUCCUCAAUUUCCAGUCAUCGCAGAAGGCUGAAGGAGGUGUCCUCCCUAGUGAAAAGAUGCAGCAAAGGAGCAUCCGAAGAAGAUGCUAAGACCUUGGAUGAAAUAAAUGAGAAGAUAAAGAUGCGGCCCAAUACUUUCUGUGAAAUGGAAUCUUUCCUUCCCAAGAAAAACGGGUUGUACCUCAGUCUGGUUCUUGGAAAUGUGAACGUCACUCUUUUCAGCAAGCAGUCAAAAUUUGCCUACAAAGAUGAAUACGAGAAGUUCAAGCUGUACCUUACAGUCAUCCUGCUGCUGUUCUCCUUCGUAUGCUAUGUCUUUAUGAGCUACAGAUUUCUUGAUGCAAUGCUCAAUUUCCUGCUGGUGUGGUACUACUGUACAUUAACCAUCAGGGAAAGUAUCCUCACCACCAACGGCUCCAGAAUCAAAGGCUGGUGGGUUUGUCAUCACUACAUCUCAGCUUUUUUGUCAGGUGUAAUGCUAACAUGGCCAGAUGGGAACUUGUACAAGAUAUUCAGGAACCAGUUUCUUGCCUACUCCUUGUAUCAAAGUUUUGUUCAGUGUCUGCAGUGUUAUUAUCAGAGUGGAUGUCUGUACAGGCUACGAGCCCUGGGAGAAAGACACAACAUGGAUCUGACCGUGGAGGGAUUUCAGUCGUGGAUGUGGAAAGGACUGACGUUUCUGUUGCCUUUCCUGUUUUUCGGUCAUUUCUGGCAGCUCUUCAAUAGCCUGUCUCUCUUCAGGAUGGCUCAGCUCCCUGACUGUAGAGAAUGGCAGGUCAUGAUGUGUGGUCUCUGCUUCCUUAUCCUGUUCAUGGGAAACUUCUUCACCACUGUUGCUGUGGUCCGUCACAAGGUCAAUAGCAGGAAUCAGAAACCUAAGAGUCUGUGAUACAUACUUUAAUCAAAUAAAAAAACAGCAUGUCUACAAUAUGUUGUCCCACAUGCUCCUCUCCAAAUUAAAAGC